Babjeviella inositovora NRRL Y-12698 is the source of this 1160-nucleotide messenger RNA. RefSeq lists its product as uncharacterized. NCBI's taxonomy places the organism in Eukaryota, Fungi, Ascomycota, Pichiomycetes, Serinales. Gene Ontology annotation, biological process: cilium assembly. Bases 186 to 1118 code for a protein of 310 amino acids. The record is from RefSeq and is a predicted model, not a curated record. The transcript has a single exon.
GUCAUAAGCGGUUUUGUGUCGUUAUGCAAAAAGCAUGUAGACGCUAUUCAAAUAGGUUUUCAACCAUGAUUGUGAAUAUGGUCUGUUUUAUUAAAGCUGGUUCCGUCCCUAUCGUUGAAGGUUUCAACUUAUAUUGAGCUGUUAUAGUUUCACUCUUUGCUGACAAUACAAAACCAUUUAAAACUAUGGCUUCUGCAACUAAGGUUACCUUGGACAGUCAUGAUAAGUUGGUACUUUGUACCCUUUUCGACAAGGAGAUGGGUGGGGUUGCAUCCAAAUAUUCAGAGGCGGAUAUCCCCCGUGACUUGUUCUUUGACGAAGACAAAAAGAUAAUUUUCAACUACAAAACCGGGGUAAUGAUCGAUAUGAACCUUCCCCCGGAAAGAUACGUCGAGGAUGCCAACAUUGUUGAAGCGUACCUGAGAAUUGAGGUGGAGGCAAUCUCGAUAGUCGAUCUGAUCUCUCCCACGGAGCGGGAUGCGCUAGUUAAAUUGCAGAGCUCCAAGUCCAUAUUGGAGACGCGGAUCCUCAACGAUCCUUCCGGAAAGGGACAAAAGUAUGCUUCCGUUUACAACAACGUGGCCCAGAUUGAGCGCUACUUGCUCUUGCUCUUUGAGUCCACUACGCUGGUGGGCGAUACCAUCCCCGAACUGGAAGAAUCCUACACCGCUGCCACCCUUCUGAAUGUCAUUUCACUCAGAGAAAAACACAUUACAAGUUUGUUAUACAAGGCUAUCGAGUUGGCCUUGCCGGAACAGGAGGUGCAGUCAAACACGGGGUUAAAUCAGGUCACAUACAAACUCUCUGCCCGGGGUGCUCGAAUUCUUUCAGCGGCAUACGGGCAGCUUGCCGCCGUGUAUUUGGAUCGUGCAGCGAGGUUCGAGAGACUUGCGGCCGGUUAUAGGGCUCAAAACUUAGCCCCCGAGACGCUCAAACCAAUCUUGGAUAUAAUCUUUUCCGCCGAAGUUAGCGCUAGCAACCUUAUGAACCAGGCAGCAUUCUUUGGAGAUGAGUUCACAGGGCUGUUAGCCCUGAAAGUCAAUCCGUACGCUAAAUUGUGUGGCAGUAUCGUAAAGGAUUCGAUUGUGGACUCGGUGAACAAGCAUAUAAAUCAAUGAAAAAUAUAUAUCCUACUUUAAUCUUUCAGCCAUGGCCUUGGA